Paramuricea clavata is the source of this 2236-nucleotide messenger RNA. The record is from the annotation of a GenBank genome assembly. Lineage: Eukaryota; Metazoa; Cnidaria; Anthozoa; Malacalcyonacea; Plexauridae.
AUGAUUGAUUGCGUCGGACCAUUACCUAAAACUAAGCGAGGUAAUCAAUAUUUAUUGACAAUUAUGUGUGUUUCGACCCGUUUUCCUGAAGCAAUACCACUUCGAAAUAUCAAGGCUAAAACCAUUGUAGAAGCACUUACAAAGUUUUUCACUUUAGUUGGUCUUCCAAAAUCCAUCCAGUCUGACCAAGGUUCGAAUUUCACGUCAGGGUUGUUUCAACAAAUUAUGCACGAACUAGGUAUUAAACAAUACAACUCGUCAGCUUAUCAUCCAGAAAGUCAAGGCGCUCUGGAAAGGUUUCACCAAACAUUGAAGCAAAUGAUUAAGACAUAUUGUUUUGAAACUGAGAAAGAUUGGGACGACGGCGUCCAUUUCCUUUUGUUCGCGGCUCGUGAGUCAGUUCAAGAAUCAUUAGGGUUUAGUCCAUUUGAGUUAGUUUUCGGUCACACGGUUCGGGGACCGCUCAAGCUUUUAAAGGAAAAGUUGCUUAUCGACGACGGUGGUUCAUUGAAUAUUUUACAGUAUGUAACGGACUUUCGUACCAAAUUAACUAAGGCUUGUGACCUAGCACGUAAGAACCUUAAAACAGCUCAAAAUCGCAUGAAGCACAGUUACGACAAAAACACCGUAACUCGGAAUUUUCAGAACGGAGAUAAGGUUAUUGCACUUCUUCCGGUUCCUGGAAACCCCUUGCAAGCUAGGUAUUUUGGGCCCUAUGUUAUAGAAAAGAAAGAGAAUGAUUUAAACUAUAUAAUCAUAACUCCAAAUAGACGUCGAAAGAAACAGCUUUGCCAUGUAAAUAUGCUUAAAGCGUAUCACGAAAGAAAGAAAGUAGUACAGUCCGUAAAUGUAGUGAGUUCAGAUAGAGAUAGGUAUAGUAAUGAGGAUGAAUCUGAUCUCUCUAGUUUGUCUGAGACAACAAAAUUGAGCAACUCCGACGUUUUACGAAAUAUGGAUUCGAAGUUAUCUCAUGGCUGCGAAGGUUAUAUUGAUGACGUGAUCAUUUAUAGUGACACCUGGGAAGAGCAUCUGGAAAUAUUACGAAAGUUUUUCAAACGGUUAAGCGAAGCCAAGUUAACCAUAAAUUUAGUCAAAAGUGAAUUCGGUUGUGGUCAUGUUACAUACUUGGGCCAUAUCGUUGGCCAAGGCCAAGUAAAACCCGUCAACGCCAAAGUCGAGGCGAUUGCAGAUUUCCCACAGCCUACAACGAAAAAACACAUCAUGCGACUGCUCGGAAUGGCGGGUUAUUAUCGUAAGUUUUGCCCAAACUUUUCAUCAAUCACGGAACCCUUGACGCAGUUGCUUCGCAAGGAUAUGAAAUUUGUUUGGACAGAACAAUGUCAGAAAGCAUUCGAGAAACUCAAAGCUAUGCUACAAAAUGCCCCAGUUUUGUCGGCACCAGAUUUCAACCGCCCCUUCAAGUUAGCGGUCGACGCGAGUGAUGUUGCAGCCGGUGCAGUUUUACUACAAGAAGGUCAGUUUGGAGUUGAUCACCCGGUAUGUUAUUUCUCUCGAAAGUUCAACAAACACCAGCGGAAUUAUUCUACGAUCGAAAAAGAAUGUCUUGCACUUGUUCUCGCGCUUCAGCAUUUCGAAGUUUAUGUUUCUUCAACUUCUGUUCCACUCCAGGUGUUUAGCGACCAUAAUCCUCUAAUGUUUCUCCAUAAAAUGAAGAACAAGAACCAACGUUUACUGCGGUGGAGUCUCAUUUUGUCAGAAUAUGACAUGAAGAUGGAACAUAUUAAAGGACAAGACAAUUUACUCGCUGACUGUCUAUCACGACCAUGAACAUGCAAUUAUACGAACACGUUAUAUAUCUUGUACUUUCAAGAAAGUUCUGCAAACUUUCUUUCCUUUAAGGGGGAGGGUGUAACAUGGCAGUGUUAUACCAUGUUAUUUAAUAUAUUCAAUACUAUAUUCAAUACUAUAUAUUCAGUAUACUGUUAUAAUUAUAAGAGGAAGACCUUAGGCAACCUUCCUCGCAUGAAUAAGCAAAUAUUUAGAGAAAUUAAAGAACCACGGGAAACGCCUAGUACCACAAACCACGCAAACAGGACAUAGUUUUGUGGUUGAUAAACACUGCUAGAACUUGCUUUGACAAACAUAUUGCGUAGAGGAAAUUAGUCAUAGUUACAGAUUUCUUCCUCUAAAAUUUAUUAUAAAAGCUGAGCACAACCUGAGAGUCGGGAGCGGAGAGUGAAGUGAGAAGAGCCAUUUAGGCUAAAAUACUUCAUAA